Molecule: messenger RNA, 1848 nt
Organism: Suncus etruscus (white-toothed pygmy shrew)
Lineage: Eukaryota; Metazoa; Chordata; Mammalia; Eulipotyphla; Soricidae
Gene: CRYZ
Product: crystallin zeta
Exons: 10
Coding region: 123-1115 (330 amino acids)
Cellular component (GO): cytosol
Molecular function (GO): NADPH binding; quinone reductase (NADPH) activity; zinc ion binding
Source: RefSeq, a predicted model, not a curated record
GGGGGGGGAUCCCAGGGGAGCUCGAAGAGGCGGGAGGUUCGCUCCCAUUUAGUGACCAGCCAAAGGAUUUGCAAGAUGAAAGAUCUUUUAAUAUGAGAUGAGAUCAGCACAUCUAGAUCACUAUGGCGACUGGACAGAAGUUGAUGAAAGCUAUCAGAGUUUUUGAAUUUGGUGGACCAGAAGUGCUAAAACUCCAUUCAGAUGUUGCAGUACCAUUUCCAAAAGGCAAUCAGGUUCUAAUAAAAGUACAUGCUUGUGGUAUUAAUCCAGUGGAGACAUAUAUUCGUUCUGGAACCUAUAGUAGAAAACCACUCUUACCCUAUACUCCUGGUACAGAUGUAGCUGGGAUAAUAGAAGCUAUUGGAGAUAAUGUGUCUACUUUCAAGAAAGGUGACAGAGUUUUUACUACCAGCACGAUCACUGGUGGCUAUGCUGAGUAUGCUCUUGCUUCAGACCAUACUGUUUAUGCACUACCAGAGAAACUGAGCUUUCAACAAGGAGCAGCCAUUGGUAUCCCAUAUUUUACUGCUUAUCGAGCUCUGCUUCACAGUGCCCAUGUAAAAGCUGGAGACAGUGUUCUGGUUCAUGGAGCUAGUGGAGGAGUUGGACUAGCUGCAUGCCAAAUUGCUAGAGCUUAUGGCUUAAGGGUUUUGGGCACUGCUGGUACUGAGGAAGGACAAAACAUCGUUUUGCAAAAUGGAGCCCAUGAAGUGUUUAAUCACAGAGAAGUUAAUUAUAUUGAUGCAAUUAAGAAAUCUGUUGGUGAGAAAGGAAUUGAUGUCAUUAUUGAAAUGUUAGCUAAUGUAAAUCUUAAUAAGGAUUUGAGUCUUCUGUCAUAUGGAGGACGAGUAAUAAUUGUUGGCAACAGAGGUUCUAUUGAAAUAAACCCUCGGGACACCAUGGCAAAAGAAUCUAGUAUAAUUGGAGUUGCUCUCUACUCCUCAACCAAGGAGGAAUUUAAGCAAUAUGCAGCAGCCCUUCAAGCUGGAAUGGAAAUUGGUUGGUUGAGACCUGUAAUAAGUGCUCAGUAUCCACUGGAUAAAGUGGCCCAGGCUCAUGAAGAUAUCAUUCACAGCAGUGGGGCCACUGGAAAAAUGAUUCUUCUCUUAGUGUGAAUAACAUUUCCAUGUAUUUCCAUAAAUUAGAGAUUUCUUAGCCUAACUUUACUCACACUAUGUUUUAAUAGUAUCCAUUUGAUUAAUUGAAUUUUUAUAUUAAAAGCAAAAUAUGCCCUUGAGAGAAUAGGCAUUGGAAUAUAAUUUAGUUUAGAGCUUGCAAUAUUUUUUAUGUCUUUUGAUUGGAGUUAAGGGGUCAUGAUAGUAGAAGAUAGCAUAUUAGUAAGCUUUUGGCACAGAGGUGCAUCACAGAAAUGGGUCCUAACUGAUAGGUGAUCACAUUAGUUUUAUCCCCUUGACUAAAACAUGUUAAUUCAAAACAAUGUCACUUGUUUUACAGCUUCUUAUCAGUUGUUUUAUCUUAUUAAUAAAUAAAUAUGUUGAAUUUUCAAGGUUUUCUGGGCAAAAUGGAUUUGUUUUCCUAACUAAUUUUAUGUGAGUCUACAAAAUCUUUUAGAAGAGCAAGAAUAAACAACUGUACAAAGAAAUUUUAGAUUUUCAAAAUUUCUCAUAUAUUAGAACAUUUUACUAUGUUAAUAGUUUAAUAACAAUGAUUAGUGAAGACAUUAAUUUUAUAAGUGAUAUAAUUGGCUUCUGGGUACAUAUUUUCUAAAUGGAUAUUUAACAGUUUGUGCAUAAUAAACCAUUUGCUAUUUUAAGAAUGAUGUUUUUGUUUGUCAACCUGUAGUAACCUGUAUUCAGUUCCACAGGAUAUUAAACAUUGUUUAUCUGG